This is a messenger RNA of Ictalurus furcatus (blue catfish), 1285 nucleotides long. RefSeq names its product chromosome 8 C12orf29 homolog (gene rlig1). Gene Ontology annotation, molecular function: RNA ligase (ATP) activity. Bases 97 to 1083 code for a protein of 328 amino acids. The transcript is spliced from 7 exons. The record is from RefSeq and is a predicted model, not a curated record. Gene Ontology annotation, biological process: response to reactive oxygen species. Lineage: Eukaryota; Metazoa; Chordata; Actinopteri; Siluriformes; Ictaluridae.
CUCUGCAGACGCGUUGAUGUUAUUUUAAACCGUUAAAAUAGCGGAACGGUCUGUGGAGGGAAGAAACUAAGUGGAGCAGGAGUUUGAGUAAGAGCCAUGAGGCGCCUCGGCUCCGUGCAGCAGAAAAUUCCCUGUGUUUUUCUCACUGAGGUGAAAGAGGAAGCGUCCAGAAAGCGGGACGGACAGAACUUUCAGGUGGUCGCCACGGAUACGGUGAAUCCACUGGCUGUCGAGUCGGACAUCCACCGUGCACUCGCCACAGAAAAGCUGGAUGGCACGUGCUGCUACGUCACGCUGUACAGAGGAGAACCGUACCUCUGGGCUCGCCUGGAUCGGAAACCCACCAAGCAGGCGAACAAGAAGUUCAAGAAAUAUCAAUACUUUCAAAAGACCUGUAUAGGUUUCACAUGGAAUGUGGAAGAAGAUUUCCGAACCGUACCUGAAUCCUGGAUUCCUGCACGUCGAGUUCAGUAUGAGAGCGGUCAUCCGGUACCUGAUGUACACGGACAUAUCCCGGGCUGGGUUCCAGUGGACAGUUCCAACCAGCAGUACUGCUGGCACGCGUCUGUGGUGGACUACGACGCCCGAGCCGCUCUUGUUCUGAGGCCGAAUGGCGAGGAUGAAGCUCUGCUGGAAAUCGCCAGUGUUCCCCUGACCGAGCUGAUGGAGCAAACGCUGGAGCUCAUCGGGACCAACGUGAACGGAAACCCGUAUGGUUUGGGCAGUAAGAAGAAUCCGCUCCACGUUCUGGUGCCGCAUGGAAUCCUGCGCAUCCGCAACGCUCCUGCGGUGGAGUACCAUCAGCUUCGCUCGUGGUUUCAGGAGAACGACGAGGGCCGUGUGGAGGGAAUAGUGUGGCACUGUAACGACGGUGCUCUCGUCAAGAUUCAUCGGCACCACUUGGGUCUGAAGUGGCCCGGUGGCGAUGCCUUCUUAAACUCCCGGCCUGUGGUGGUUCACGUGGACCAAUUCCCGUCAGACCCGGACGCUUCAGCGGACUCGUGGAAGAACCUGUUCGCCGCUCUGUCCGGCCUCACUGAAUGCCAUUUCAGCUCCAUCAGAGACGUCCAGCUCGAAGCCUGAUCAGUUACACAACAUUCCUCCUCCUCAACUGUUUCACCUCUGCUUUACAAUGAUGCUCAUCUUUACUGACAGGACAAAUCUAAGUAGUGGAAUUCUGUACAGAACCUCUGCUUGUGUAUGCCGUAAAGUAGCACUUGCAGUAAUCAUGGUAGUUUUACUACAUGAUUCUGAUGACGAGCCUGAAAUGAUGGGUUGAGUUGCU